Messenger RNA from Podarcis muralis (Common wall lizard), 1825 nucleotides. NCBI's taxonomy places the organism in Eukaryota, Metazoa, Chordata, Lepidosauria, Squamata, Lacertidae. The record is from RefSeq and is a predicted model, not a curated record.
UAGCAACACAGACAGAUGGCUCCCUACCCGCAGCCCCAGCCGGUGGCAUACGGCCAGCCUGGAUACCCGCAGGGCGCCUACCCGGUUGCGGCACCCUACCCACAAGCGGCACCCUACCCUCAAGCACCCUACCCUCAGGCACCCUACCCCCAGGCGCCCUACCCACAAGGGCCCUACCCACAGGGGCCCUACCCACAGGGGCCCUACGCCCAGCCGCAUCCGGGAGUCGCCGUGGACCCAGACUCGCCCGUGCACAGCAACUACCAUGAGGACGGGCCGCCCUCCUACUAUGACAACCCGGAUUUCCCCCCCACCAACUGGGAGGACAAGACCAUCCGCCAGGCCUUCAUUCGCAAGGUGUUCCUGGUGCUGACCAUCCAGCUGUCGGUGACCUUUGCCUUUGUGGCCAUCUUCACCUUUGUGAAGGGCGUGAAGGGCUUUGUGCGGAAGAAUGUCUGGACCUACUACGUCUCCUACGUCUUCUUCUUCAUCUCCCUCAUCGUCCUCAGCUGCUGUGGGGAGUUCCGGCGCAAGCACCCCUGGAACCUUGUGGCCAUGUCCAUCCUGACCCUGAGCCUCUCCUACAUGGUGGGCAUGAUUGCCAGCUUCUACGACACGGACGCCGUCAUCAUGGCCGUGGGCAUCACGACCGUCGUCUGCUUCACUGUCGUCAUCUUCUCCCUGCAGACCAAGUACGACUUCACCUCGUGCCGAGGGGUGCUGAUCGUCUGCCUGGUGGUCCUGUUCAUCUUCGCCAUCCUUUGCAUCUUCAUCCGGAACCGCAUCCUGCAGAUUGUCUAUGCCUCCCUGGGCGCCCUCCUCUUCACCUGUUUCCUGGCCAUGGACACCCAGAUGAUAAUAGGGAACAAGCAGCUGGCCAUCAGCCCGGAGGAAUACAUCUUUGCAGCCCUCAACCUUUACACGGACAUUAUCAACAUCUUCCUCUACAUCCUGGCCAUCAUUGGGCGCGCCAAGGACUAGGCUGCCCUCUGACCCCUUCAGGGGCUAGUUCCUUCCAAGCCCUGUCUUUUGUUGUGGUUCUCCUCCCUUUUAUUCCCACCCCGUGGGGUCUCCCCCGCCCCGGUUUUUGUUGUGUUCCUGCCCGUCCCUUGAGUUUGAGUUCUUUGCCCCUUCCCCCUCCCUGUCUUGUGCUUUUCUGGGGAAGGAUACCUGAAAAGAAGGGGGAGUCCAAGGUAGCCAACGGGCCCCCCCUCUCGACCGGGGAGGCAGCACUCACCUCCAGCCUGCCGUACGCUGGUGUCAGUUUUUGGAAAGGAAAGGAAGGGCUCCUCUGCCCUGCGUCUCCCUGGGGCUGUGCAGAGUUCGGAAGAGGAUGUAAAUAUGCUGUGCUUGUCUCUUUUGUAUUUUGGUCUAGAAAUGCUAAUUUAAUUUUGAGGAAUGUCCUUGUCUUGGGCGUGCCACUCACAGCCGCUUCUUCCCGUGGGUACAGGGCUGUUCUGGGACUCUGGACACACGCAAACCGCCCCCUGCCUCUUGGCUGGCAGCAAGGUUCCCCACCCCCCUUGCCACCUUCCACCCCCACCCCUGAAUGAUGCUGAUACGGGUGCCGCUUCCUGUCCUGCCCAGGCUGGCCUCCCACGUUGCUGGGCUCUCCUGGUCCAGCCACUGUGGGGGCUGAGUGCCUGGAUGAUGCCCAUGUCCCGUUUUUACAAAUAUCGUCCAGAAAAGUAGGGGUGGCUUCUCCCCUCUAGCUCGGGGGGCAGAGACUGCUCAGCUGCCUUUUCUCAGGCUCCCCUUGGGGCGUGCGGGGAAGACGCCUUCCUUGCUCCUGGCCCUUUUCUACAGAGCUGUGUAGUCUCCUGAC